Molecule: messenger RNA, 1824 nt
Organism: Orycteropus afer afer
Lineage: Eukaryota; Metazoa; Chordata; Mammalia; Tubulidentata; Orycteropodidae
Gene: CHRNB2
Product: cholinergic receptor nicotinic beta 2 subunit
Biological process (GO): chemical synaptic transmission; signal transduction; monoatomic ion transmembrane transport
Cellular component (GO): neuron projection; synapse; postsynaptic membrane
Molecular function (GO): transmembrane signaling receptor activity; acetylcholine-gated monoatomic cation-selective channel activity
Source: RefSeq, a predicted model, not a curated record
GCGGUUUCAGCACCACGGACAGCGCUUCGCCUGCGGCCCUCCAGCCCACGGCGCGCUCGAGAGGUCUGCGCGAGGCGGCGAGCUAUGCCCGCAGCAUGGCCGGCCGCUCUGGCCCCAUGGCGCUGCUCCUCAGCUUCGGCCUCCUCGGGAUGUGCCCAGGAGUCUGGGGUACAGAUACGGAGGAGCGGCUGGUGGAGCACCUCCUGGACCCUUCUCGCUAUAACAAGCUCAUCCGCCCAGCCACCAAUGGCUCUGAGCUGGUGACAGUACAGCUGAUGGUGUCAUUGGCCCAGCUCAUCAGUGUGCACGAGCGGGAGCAGAUCAUGACCACCAAUGUCUGGCUGACCCAGGAGUGGGAGGAUUAUCGCCUCACCUGGAAGCCUGAGGAGUUUGACAACAUGAAAAAAGUCCGGCUCCCAGCCAAGCACAUCUGGCUCCCAGAUGUGGUCCUGUACAACAAUGCUGACGGCAUGUACGAGGUGUCCUUUUAUUCCAACGCUGUGGUAUCCUAUGAUGGUAGUAUCUUCUGGUUGCCGCCUGCCAUCUAUAAGAGCGCAUGCAAGAUCGAGGUAAAGCACUUCCCAUUUGACCAGCAGAACUGCACCAUGAAGUUCCGCUCGUGGACUUACGACCGCACAGAGAUCGACCUGGUGCUCAAGAGUGAUGUGGCUAACCUAGACGACUUUACACCCAGCGGUGAGUGGGACAUCGUGGCACUGCCAGGACGGCGCAACGAGAACCCUGACGACUCCACCUACGUGGACAUCACGUAUGACUUCAUCAUCCGCCGUAAGCCGCUUUUCUACACUAUCAACCUCAUCAUCCCCUGUGUGCUCAUCACUUCAUUGGCCAUCCUGGUCUUCUACCUGCCAUCCGACUGUGGCGAGAAGAUGACUUUGUGCAUCUCCGUGCUGCUGGCGCUCACCGUGUUCCUGCUGCUCAUCUCCAAGAUCGUGCCGCCCACCUCCCUGGAUGUGCCGCUUGUCGGCAAGUACCUCAUGUUCACCAUGGUGCUCGUCACCUUCUCCAUUGUCACCAGCGUGUGCGUGCUCAACGUGCACCAUCGCUCCCCCACCACACACACCAUGGCGCCUUGGGUCAAGGUCGUCUUCCUGGAGAAGCUGCCAGCACUGCUCUUCAUGCAACAGCCGCGCCACCACUGCGCCCGUCAGCGUCUGCGCCUGCGGCGGCGCCAGCGUGAGCGCGAAGGCGCGGGAGCCUCCCUCUUCUUCCGAGAAGCCCCUGGGGCCGACUCGUGCACGUGCUUCGUCAACCGCGCGUCGGUCCAGGGCUUGGCUGGGGCCUUCGGGGCUGAGCCCGUGCCGGCGGCCGGCCCCACAGGGCUAUGUGGCUGCGGCCUCCGGGAGGCGGUGGAUGGCGUGCGCUUCAUUGCGGACCACAUGCGGAGUGAGGACGAGGACCAAAGCGUGAGUGAGGACUGGAAGUACGUUGCCAUGGUGAUUGACCGCCUGUUCCUCUGGAUUUUUGUUUUCGUCUGUGUCUUCGGCACCAUUGGCAUGUUCCUGCAGCCUCUAUUUCAGAACUACACCGCUACCACCUUCCUCCACCCAGACCACUCAACUCCCAGCUCCAAGUGAGACCCUUCUCCUUCACCCCUUUGCCCUCUGUUGUACAAAAGUAUUGGGUGGAGGAGGGAUGAGUGAGCUACCAGGAAGAGGGCACACUGCCCCCACAGAUCCAUCCAUCACCUGGAGCCCCUCCCAUGCACACACCUCCACCCACACAACCAGCUGCAACCUGGAAGCUGGACCAGCUGCAUUGUGUCCUGGCCACUCUCCUCCUCUUGUACCAAGCCAGGCAUUA